GCUCCUGUCGCGUGGCGCUGACGCAAGAGGGUAGGCCGGCGGUGGCGAGGCCUUUUCUUUCGCCCGCCGCUACCGUAUCCGCUGUCAUCGGGGCUGUGACGGGGUGGUGCAGAAGUUUAAGAAAUGGCGAAGUUUGUGACACCUGUGAUCCAGGACAAUCCUUCCGGCUGGGGCCCGUGCGCCGUCCCCGAGCAGUUCAGGGACAUGCCCUACCAGCCCUUCAGUAAAGGAGACCGCCUCGGAAAGGUGGCUGAUUGGACAGGAGCCACUUAUCAGGAUAAAAGAUAUACAAACAAGUACUCGUCGCAGUUUGGUGGUGGAAGUCAGUAUGCAUAUUUCCAUGAGGAGGAUGAAACUAGCUUCCAGCUGGUGGAUACAGCACGAACGCAGAAAACAGCGUACCAGAGGAAUCGUAUGCGAUUUGCACAGAGGAACCUUCGGAGAGACAAGGACCGUCGGAACAUGCUGCAGUUCAGCAUGCAGACACUGCCAAAGAGUGCCAAGCAGAAGGAGAGAGAUCGUCUGCGCCUACAGAAGAAGUUUCAGAAGCAGUUUGGAGUGAGGCAGAAAUGGGACCAAAAAUCACAGCAGAAGCCUCGUGACUCCUCUGUUGAAGUUCGCAGUGAUUGGGAGGUGAAGGAAGAGAUGGAUUUCCCUCGGCUGAUGAAGAUGCGCUACCUGGAGGUGUCUGAGCCACAGGACAUAGAGUGCUGUGGAGCCCUAGAAUACUAUGACAAAGCUUUUGACCGUAUUACAACAAGAAAUGAGAAACUACUGAGGAGCAUUAAGCGCAUCUUCCAUACCGUCACUACUACUGAUGACCCAGUUAUCCGAAAGCUGGCCAAGACCCAAGGGAAUGUGUUUGCCACAGAUGCCAUCCUGGCCACACUGAUGAGCUGCACUCGCUCUGUCUAUUCCUGGGACAUCAUUGUCCAGAGAGUUGGAUCCAAGCUUUUCUUUGACAAGAGGGACAAUUCAGAUUUUGACCUCCUGACAGUGAGUGAAACAGCCAAUGAACCACCACAGGAAGAGGGCAACUCUUUUAAUUCUCCACGCAACCUUGCCAUGGAAGCCACCUACAUCAAUCAUAACUUCUCACAGCAGUGUCUGAGGAUGGGAAAGGAGAAAUACAAGUUUCCCAACCCAAACCCCUUUGUGGAGGAUGACAUGGAUAAAAACGAAGUAGCCUCUGUUGCAUACAGAUACCGAAGAUGGAAGCUGGGAGAUGAUAUAGAUCUCAUUGUCCGCUGUGAACAUGAUGGAGUGAUGACAGGAGCUAAUGGAGAAGUGUCAUUCAUCAACAUCAAAACACUGAAUGAGUGGGAUUCCAGGUAUUGCAAUGGAGUAGACUGGCGCCAGAAGCUUGACUCUCAGAGAGGAGCUGUGAUUGCCACAGAGCUGAAAAACAAUAGCUACAAAUUAGCCCGCUGGACGUGUUGCGCGCUAUUGGCUGGAUCAGAGUAUCUUAAACUCGGGUAGGAUGGAGUUUUCACACCAAGCACUUUCCAGGUGUGCGUUUUCCAUGAUUUAACCCAGUAUAUGUCAAAGUGAACCAUUUGUAGAAUGAGUAAUCAUAAAACCACACCACAUUUUGAGUGGCCAAGGGGAGAAGGCUUGCAGUGAGCACACCAGCUUUGGUGUAAUCUGCUUCCCAUCAGCAUCAGGCUGAUGUGCCCCGUGCUGUGACCUUGUGAGACCUCACACACAUGAUGGACAGGCGACCUCUUGCAGCGCUCAGCCUGUUUGCCAAGACUGCCAACGAGAAAUAAAUGCAUUAACUGUGCUACCUGUCAGAAAUGUGAUUGCGAUCCUUAGUGCCCUGUUACUGAAAAACUGGGUGGAGAGGAGCCCUUUUUAAACUGUUGGCUCAAAAUCAGUUGAGUCCAUGCCAUGGAUAAUGAACAAGAGGCGUUUUUUAACUUUGGUUCUGGUGGUUUUGCAAUCCCAGGUUUCAUCCUUGGAUAUGGGACCGAUGCAUUUGCAUCUGUUUAAUUCCAGACUCCAGGCUAAUCAUGCUAUUGUUUCAUUUUAAUCUAUGUGACUAAUUCUUCUGUAUCUUAUACCAUCCCAUCUGAUUUGGGGUGGUAGAAGGAUUCCAGGUACAUUCCUGGCUACAAGCUGUCAUCAGUAGACUUUCUUAGCUUUCAGCCCAGAAAACACAACUAAGAUGAUCAUGGUGCUUUUCUUGAUGUUGUUCUUCUGCU
Athene cunicularia (burrowing owl) is the source of this 2204-nucleotide messenger RNA. It is a transcript of the gene EIF3D, whose product is annotated as eukaryotic translation initiation factor 3 subunit D. NCBI's taxonomy places the organism in Eukaryota, Metazoa, Chordata, Aves, Strigiformes, Strigidae. The record is from RefSeq and is a predicted model, not a curated record. Gene Ontology annotation, cellular component: cytoplasm; eukaryotic translation initiation factor 3 complex. Gene Ontology annotation, biological process: translational initiation. Bases 124 to 1479 code for a protein of 451 amino acids. Gene Ontology annotation, molecular function: translation initiation factor activity. The transcript has 13 exons.